Messenger RNA from Phragmites australis (common reed), 1586 nucleotides. Its product is annotated as probable serine/threonine-protein kinase PBL11. Gene Ontology annotation, molecular function: ATP binding; protein kinase activity. Bases 193 to 1398 code for a protein of 401 amino acids. Gene Ontology annotation, biological process: protein phosphorylation. The transcript is spliced from 3 exons. NCBI's taxonomy places the organism in Eukaryota, Viridiplantae, Streptophyta, Magnoliopsida, Poales, Poaceae. The record is from RefSeq and is a predicted model, not a curated record.
GACAAAUUGGAGGCCUGCAUGUAAUUCAGUCAACUGACCGAUUGACCAGCCAUCUCUUGAUGCAUCCCUUCCCUUAUAUUCUUCAACUCUCUCCAUCAGAGCCUAGAAGAACUAUACUCUCACUUGGAGUUUGCAUCGGCUGGUUGUUGAUUUGGAGCACGGAUAAGGAAGGAAAGAGUAUCAUCCGAUCCAAUGGGGAACUGCUGCAAGGGAUCUGCUAAGUGCGCCAAUGCCUCCACACCAUUUGAAUCGAAGGUCACAACGAACAGCAGCACGUCCAAUAGCUCGAUAGGCAUGGCCGCCGCCAAGCUGGUGUCACGCCGCAGAGGCGGUAGCUCCUCGGCCUUGUCCGGCCAGCUGCCACGAGCCGACUCCGACGUGAAGUCGUUCAGCUUGAGCGACCUCCGCGCGGCGACCAAGAACUUCGGUUCCAACUCGUACCUGGGUGAGGGCGGGUUCGGGUGCGUGUACAAGGGUUGGAUCGACGAGGCGACGCUGGCCCCGACCAAGCCCGGCGUGGGCAGGAUGGUGGCCAUCAAGAAGCUCAAGAAGGAGAGCUUCCAGGGCCACAAGGAGUGGCUGGCCGAGGUGACGUACCUGGGCCAGCUCCACCACGAGAACCUGGUCAAGCUGGUGGGCUACUGCUCCGACUCGGAGAACAACAAGCUGCUGGUGUACGAGUACAUGCUCCGCGGCAGCCUGGAGAACCACCUCUUCCGGCGGGGCACCCAGCCGCUGUCGUGGGCGAUGCGCGUGUCCAUCGCGGUGGACGUGGCGCGCGGGCUGUUCUUCCUUCACGGCCAGGACAACCCCGUCAUCUUCCGCGACCUCAAGUCCUCCAACGUUCUUCUCGACUCCGAUUACAGGGCGAAGCUGUCGGAUUUCGGGCUGGCGAGGAACGGGCCGACGGGGGACAAGAGCCACGUCUCUACCCGUGUCGUCGGCACCCGCGGCUACGCGGCGCCGGAGUACAUCGCGAAGGGGCACCUGUCAGUGAAGAGCGACAUCUACAGCUUCGGCGUGGUGCUGCUGGAGCUGCUGACGGGGCGGCGCGCGCUGGACGAGGCGCGCGGCGCGGCGGCGGGGACGCUGGUGGACUGGGCGCGGCCGCAGCUGGGCGAGCGCCGGAAGGUGAUCCGGAUCAUGGACACCAGGCUCGGCGGGCAGUACCCCAAGAAGCAGGCGCAGGAGGUGGCCGCGCUCGCGCUGCGGUGCCUCCAGUACGACCCCAAGAACCGGCCCGGCAUGGCCGAUGCCGUCCUGCCGGAGCUCGAGCUGCUGCUGCAGCAGCAGAACCACCACAAGUCCCCCUUCUCCUCGUCGACGGCGUCUUCCAGAUCCAACACGUCGACGCCGCCGGUGCACGGAUCGGGCCGCCACUCCAAAUCCAAGGGCUAGCUUAGCUAGCAAGGUGUUUGUUUGUUCGUUCGUUUGACGAGUUCACCGUGUACAGAGUGAGAGUUGAACACUGCCGUGUUGGGUUCCUUGGUUUGAUACAGUUGCUAGAUCAUAUCAUCAUAGUAGGACAGUCAGAAUCAGACAGCCGAUAGUAGCUUGUUGUGUGAAUGGAUCAUAGAUUUCUUUUC